CCAGGUGCUAGAAUCAGCGUCUCAUUAUUGGCCUCUGGAUACAGUGGCGGGACUAAACGAGCUGUGCAACGUGAAUGGAAGUCAAACAGUACUCCGAAUCCACAACUUCACUGUGCUUCCCUCCUAUAACUCUUCCUCUGUCUACACCAUUGACUCUGCCUUCUCUAAUCUCUCGACAAUUGUAGAUAUUGUCGAGGGAGUGGUAAAGAAAGGAAUUUAUCUCAACGGAAAUACAGAUGGUACAUUCCUACACUUUGGCAGUUACAAAAACUCCUGCAUUAGUGAUCCAGCACAAUGCAGUGAUGCAGGUGUGACGUUCUCCUUCUUCUGGAAGAACUUGGAGAAGUGGUCUGGGUCCACCAUCACCUCAGGGGGGAAGGUACUGUCCAGUGGAUUCUCUAUCUAUGCCAGCGUUGACGGAGGCUACAUAGAAUUUUACACACGUAAUACCUUACGCAGGUGGAAAGCAAUGAUCGACCCACCAGGUCCUGAAUGGACACACAUUCUGUUCACAUGGACCUCUGGAGGUGGCCUAAAGAUUUAUGUUAAUGGGACAUUCAGCACCAACGAUACUUAUGGGAAGGUGGCUGCGGAUAAUGAAAAUCAGUAUGCUAAUCUGGCUGGCACAAAGAGCGAUCAACCGUACCGUCGCUAUGUGACAGGGUCAUUCGAUGAGUUUGUUAUUUGGGAACGGGCACUCACACCCUAUGAGAUUCAACUAUACUACAAUGCCACUACAGGUCCCCAUGGAUGCCAGACUGAAAGUGUCUCCGUCUCACCCCAGGGGCAGUCGGAUUCUCGUCCUGUCACAACAGAUGUCCCACUGUCUACAGUCACUUAUUUCCCAAGGACAGUCACUCCUGAAGAGGAAACAGAAAGUCGUCAGUCUCCAGUCACUCCUGAUGGCUUCCUGGAUUCCUCCUUAGUCCUUCCCAAUGAAACAUUGCCACAUUACACUGCCUCCAAUCUUACUGAGAACUUCCUGCAGACCGUUGGUGAAGUUCUGGCAUUACCCAGUUGGAGUGGAACAGCAGAGUCGGUGGCUGUGGUCAGUGGUUUGAUUGGCACAGUCGACAAAGUCAUGACCCAAGUGGCCAGCAGCCUGGAGGGAAACCCCAGCUCAGCCGUCAGCAUCGAGGGAAGCUCCGAGGUGGCAGAUUAUUCGUUAGUCAAAGUUCCAGAUGCCUCAAGUCUGACUAGUUACCGGUUCCCAGCUCGAGGAAUGAGCUACAUCCUGGUCCCAGGGGAGGCUUUCCACAGGAAAACCCAGACCACCAUCGUAGGUCUACUGUACCAUACCAUGCACCAAUACUACAAGCAGAUAGACCCUCUGCAAACCAAGUAA
Messenger RNA from Rhincodon typus (whale shark), 1345 nucleotides. RefSeq names its product adhesion G-protein coupled receptor D1-like. Lineage: Eukaryota; Metazoa; Chordata; Chondrichthyes; Orectolobiformes; Rhincodontidae. The record is from RefSeq and is a predicted model, not a curated record. The transcript has 11 exons. The coding region runs from base 470 to 1345 and encodes 291 amino acids.